UCGGAGAUUUCUCGAUCGAAAGGGAGCUUCUCCAAACCCUAGCAAUGGCGGAGAACCUCUUCCAAGGCUUGCCACCCCCUUCUUCCGCUCCAUCCGUGGAGGUGGAGAAGCCCUUGCCUUCUACUAAGCCCGCAGCGUCUCCGGCUCCAGCUCUACCCCCUGUCCCCGCCCUCAAGAGCGCACUCAAACGGAAUAAGCCCUUGGAAUCCCAACAAGAAGCGGAAGCGCCCCAGAAGCGGUUGCGAUUCAAAACAUCGGUGGAUGCAUCCGAGAAACAAGUUAUAGAAGCAAUGCAGAAGAUUGCUUCGCAUAUAAAAAAUCCUUCAAAGUUCAGUAAGGCUGCAAAGCUUGCUGUGCAAUUGGUACAAGCCGGAAGUGUGAAGCUGGGAACCAGUAACCAUUUUUUUGCUAUAUUGGAAGCAGCAAUGUCUUCGUCUUCUGCGCCAACAGAUCCUUCAGUAAGAGCAGAUUAUCAUGCUUUGUUCUCUGCUGCUCAAGAUGUCACUGAGAGCUUUACCAAACAGCAGAAUGAUCAACUGACAACAUGGAUUAUGAGAGCUGUGAUGGCAAAUGAUUUUUACACUGAUGACAGCUUUAUUUUUUCUAAAACAGCAGGCAAAAUUAAAGAAGCCAUAUCUAGUCUUCCGUUGGCAACUAAAGAUGAUGACGAUGAGGAAGCAGCAACUCUCGCAGAAGCUGAGAAAAAAGCAGAGGCUGAAGCAAAUCACAAUCCAGAGGAGGGUAACCAAUCAUCUGCUUUUGAUGAAUCAAACAAAGAAUCUUCUGAUCCUUUUGGUUUGGAUGCUCUACUUCCAAGCACAUCGAGGAAAGAUGAAAAAUCCCGAGAAAAGGCAGUGGCAUUUUUGAACAGGCAAACAGAUGAAGAAGAAUCAAAGAGAUUUAUAAAGUCAAAGAGGGAAGCUUUGCUUCUAUGCUUGGAGAUCUCAGCUCGCCGUUACAAGAUACCAUGGGCACAAACUGUAAUCGACAUCUUAGUUAAGCAUGCUUUUGACAGCAUAGACAGGUUCACACAUUGCCAAAGAGACGCAAUCAGUAAGCUCUGGCAUUCCAUAAACGAGCAACAUAUUAGAAGAAAGCAAGGAAAAUCAGUUACCGGAAAACUUGAUAUGAAUGCAUUUGAAUGGCUCCAGGAGAAGUAUGCCAAUGAGAAGAUAAGCAUCCGGCGUGCCGUCGGAGAUGGAGGUUCCCGUCGAGCAGAACAAUGGCUUGGCUAAGUGUUCUCUGCUGUUCUUUAUCAACACUUGUAAUCAAAUCAAACUCUUCAUCUAUUUUAGAUGCUCUUGUUACAUUGUUGAAGUGGAAAUCAUGUUCUGAAACAAUACCUUUUUACAAUGUUGGUUUUACUGUCAACUUCUGUGAAAAGUUAGUUCACCUAAA
This is a messenger RNA of Dioscorea cayenensis subsp. rotundata (Guinea yam), 1398 nucleotides long. RefSeq lists its product as uncharacterized. Bases 45 to 1235 code for a protein of 396 amino acids. The transcript is spliced from 5 exons. The record is from RefSeq and is a predicted model, not a curated record. NCBI's taxonomy places the organism in Eukaryota, Viridiplantae, Streptophyta, Magnoliopsida, Dioscoreales, Dioscoreaceae.